Molecule: messenger RNA, 1714 nt
Organism: Mesocricetus auratus (golden hamster)
Lineage: Eukaryota; Metazoa; Chordata; Mammalia; Rodentia; Cricetidae
Product: translation initiation factor IF-2-like
Exons: 2
Coding region: 60-737 (225 amino acids)
Source: RefSeq, a predicted model, not a curated record
GCUCAGCUGCCCCGAGGCCCACUACCACCCCUCCAACCGGGUCCCUGACCCCACUCACCAUGCUGGCCGGGGAGGGGGUGGCUCAGGUGAGCUGGCUCUUGACGCGUCCCGCUCGCACAGUUCAGGUCAUGGUCCCGGCAGGCUCGGGGAGUCCCCCGCCCAUGCAAAGACAACCCGUUUCCCACCCGGGCCCCGCCGGCACCUUCAAAAGGAGCACGGCGACCUCAUCAAGGACCCCCGAAGCGAUUCAUCCAGACCUCAGCCCACCCCAGGCAAACGCAAAAGCAGGAAACGGGGCAAGGAGACAGCUGUGCGGGGGCCCCCCGCCUGGGCCCGACCCCCAGGAGGGAGGCUGCGGGCCCAGGCAGGGACUCCCCGGCCUCCGCGGCCCGAGGCGGCGACGGGCCGGGCCCGGGCUGAAGGGGCGGAGGCUGCCCGGGCCUGGGCGGCGCGGCCGGCUCAGGACAGAGGCCCGCGGGCCCGCGCAGUUCUCGCCUCCUCUGUCCUCGCGGCGGCCCCGCUCUGCAUCCCUGCGCGCCGCCCGCAGCCGCCACUCGCCCCGCGCGGCCACCCCCAGCCAACAGCCCAGCGCGCCGGAAGUGGCGAGCACCAGGCGGCCUCAGCCCGCGGCCUGCUGCGGCGCUGGAACCGGACCAAUCCGGAAUCAAGUGAGGGCAGAGGAGGGCGGGGCCGCACCUGACGGUUCUCUGGCCCCGCCCACCUCGGCCCCGCCCUAGCGGCCGGGGACCGCCGCGUUGGUAAAGGGACACGCGGCCAUUUUGGUAAAGGAGUGGUUUCCCUUUCGUUUGUCUCGCUCAUUCAUUCCGCAAAUCUCUUUUGAGCGCCUUUCCGCAUCCUGACCCCAGACUAGAAGUUCGGCGGCGCUGGACUGUGCUCUCCUGGGGCUUUUAUUCAUUCAGUCCACAGCUCUGGGUGCCAAGAUCAGAAAGUGUCACAGGACGAAAUUGAAACAAUUAGUGUCACGAUCUUAGCUGACUUCAUCCUCAAUUCUAGAGUCAGGCAAUACCUGAUAGAACAAAUGUUCCAGUGAGCAGAGUAUCAAAAGUGGUCUUAGAUCUAUGAAAAGAGCACAGAGGAAAGCAAAGACAAACCACUGGAUUGUUUAGAAGGUAUUUACAAAGUUGGUGCAGGGGAACAAAAGAAAAACAGCUGGGUAACAAUUUACCCUUUGUGUGUGUGAAGAUCAAGAAGAGGGAAUUUCAUUAUCAUUCAGUUAAAAGCAGUCCUAGAAAAAUUUAAAAGCAACACAAUUGGUCUGAGCCUGAUGCGGCAACUAGCCUGUACAAUCCGGGGAGAGGAGGAGAGGACAAGGUGGAGGCAGCAAGGUCCAGAGUUCAAAGUCAUUCUUUGGCUACAAAGCGAAUUCAAAACCAGCCUGGACUAUAUGAGAGCCUGAGUCAAAAGGCAAGGAGGGCUGGAGAGAUGGCUCAGCAGGUAGUGUGUAUGAAUCUUCCAGAUAACGUUUCCCAGAACUCACAUUGGUUGGCUCACAACUACCUGUAACUGCAACAUCAAGGGAUUCAACACCCUCUACUGGACUCUGGAGGUACCUACACCCAGACCCACAUGGCAUACACACACAGCAACAGAAACCCUAAGACAGCUACUGUUCCAGCUCCCUGGCAUGUCAACAACAAUUGACUCUCUGAAACUGUAAGCAAGUCUCCAAUUAAAUGUUUUCUUUUAUAACCUA